AAGACAAGAUAGAUGUCGCGGCGAUCGUAAAAAUUCUCAAGUUGAUUGUGUCUCAAGUUGACGUUUCGUGCGAAUUAGCAUGUUUACUACUUUAUAGUGCAUGUUUAAACUUGCGCCUUGGAUACGAUGAUAAAAAUGCGUAAAAUAAUAACGCGCCGAAGUCGCAUUUAACCGCAACAUAAGGCACUUAGGGCCCCAUCUUUUACCGACUCUACUAAAACCAAUUUCAAGCCAAAAUGGCAGAACAGCCUGGAAAUACUCCGAAUUCAGUACGACGUCCACCCGCUAAUUUAGGCACUUCCGGUGGUGGGAGGCCGAAAAUGAUGUUACCAAAGGUUCCUGCUAUGAACGAUAAAACUAGAUUCGUGCAAAAUGACAGACAAAAAUUGAGAGAAAAUACGCGAUUUAGAAUGUGUCAAUCCAUGCAAUCGACGGGUAAAUUAAAAAUCAACGAAACCGAAUAUGAAUUUACUUCGGAUGAUCUUCGAGAUCACGGCGAAAUAGGAAGAGGCGGAUUUGGAACGGUUAAUAAAAUGUUACACGAAAGAACGAAUACGAUUUUAGCGGUUAAACGAAUUCGAUCUACGGUUGACGAAAAGGAGCAAAAACAAUUGUUAAUGGACUUGGAAGUUGUGAUGCAAAGCAACUCUUGUCCGUACAUAGUACAAUUUUAUGGGGCGCUUUUUAAGGAGGGUGAUUGUUGGAUUUGUAUGGAAUUAAUGGACACGUCGUUGGAUAAAUUUUACAAAUUCAUUUGCGAACGAUUAAACCAUAAAAUACCGGAGCCGAUUUUGGGGAAAAUCACCGUUGCUACCGUGAAAGCAUUGAGUUACUUAAAAGAUAAAUUAAGGAUAAUUCAUCGAGACGUUAAACCGAGUAAUAUUUUAUUAGAUCGAAGGGGUAAUAUUAAAUUAUGUGAUUUUGGUAUUUCCGGACAAUUAGUUGAUUCAAUCGCGCGAACUAAAGAUGCGGGAUGUCGACCUUACAUGGCUGUAAGUCAUUAAUAAUUUAUUAUAAUU
Molecule: messenger RNA, 1019 nt
Organism: Onthophagus taurus
Lineage: Eukaryota; Metazoa; Arthropoda; Insecta; Coleoptera; Scarabaeidae
Source: RefSeq, a predicted model, not a curated record